Molecule: messenger RNA, 1507 nt
Organism: Schistosoma rodhaini
Lineage: Eukaryota; Metazoa; Platyhelminthes; Trematoda; Strigeidida; Schistosomatidae
Source: the annotation of a GenBank genome assembly
UACUUUGAUCUCGCAAGUUUAGCGUGAGGAAUGGAGUGUAGUGGCUUGUCACACGCAACAAAUCCGAUCUUCUCAUAUUCCAAUAAUUUAGGAAUCUGUUCAAAUCAGAUAGUAGCAAAUCCAUAUAAUUAUUUAAAGAUUGAGCCCAGUUUUCCCGAAGAAAUGGGACGGACUCCAAUGAAAGAAAUGAAUAAUAUAGAAUCAAACAUAGGAGUUGAGAAUGCUGUUCAAAAUUAUGAAUACAAUAUUCCUCCCCCAUACACUAAUUCAUCAUAUUCAGGUAAUUUUUCAAACUAUGCAAUCAAGAACGAUUAUCCCACUUGUUCAUUACCUGGGUAUACGUACUAUUCUCAGAAUGACGUGAUAAACUAUCCAUGCAUCUCACCUCAUAAUUACUCAUAUGAACACAACUAUUUACCUGAACAUUCAAAUAAUAUCCAUCAUUCGUUCGGUUGUCAUCAAACUUGUAACUGCCAUUCAUCAUAUUUACCUAUCCGAAACCAAAGCAAAGUUUUCCCCAUUAAAGUUGAACCUCCGGAUAGUGAUAAUGAAAACAGUUGCUUUUCGAUUAAAGAUGAACAGGUAAAGAAAAAGUAUGCGUGCACAUUUCCCGGUUGUGAGAAAAGGUAUUUAAAGUCAAGUCAUUUAAAGGCUCACUAUCGAAUUCAUACUGGUGAACGUCCAUUAGUUUGUGUAUAUCCUUAUCCACGUAAUAUAACUGGUAAAAUCCCGAUUAAUUCAUUGACUAUACCAAUAUGUGGUAAAACAUUUGCACGUUCAGAUGAAUUAACGAGGCAUUUGAGAAAGCAUCUAAAUUUACGACCAUUCAAGUGCGAUUUAUGCUCAAAAACAUUUAGUAGAUCUGAUCAUUGCAAAACACAUCAACGUACUCAUUUAAAUGGUCUCGAUAAAACAAUGACUCCAUAUUCCAAUAAUCAUUCACUUACAUUAAACCAUACUAGUAAUGGAAAAAAUAACGAUUAUAUUCAUUCCACAACACAUUUUAUAGCAUCAGCAGAAGUGGGUGUGAAUCCUUCCAUUAAUCCUUUACCAAUGUCAUCGUCAUCAUCAUAUCUGCCAUUUCCGAUGAAUACAGAAUAUUCACUAUCAUCAUCAUCAUCAUCAUCAUUAACAUCAGAUUCAUUGUCUUUGGCUUCCUCUUCCGUACAUUUCCCAAUAUAAACACUACAAUAAUAAGGUGUUAAUUUCACGUUUUUUUUCAGUUAACUUAAUUGACAAUAAAGCACUUUUUUCGGGAAACAAAACCCGGUAAUUAUCAUAUCUUUCGUUAUUUGAAAUAGGCUAAUAUUUAUUUUCAAAAUUAAAAAGGUAAAACAUUCUGUUUUUUUUUGUUCAUUUAACAGAUUCUUUUAUUAACUUAUGUAUUACAGAUUUCUACCUAGUUGGACAUAUUUUCUCUAUCGAAAUAACCUACACUAUUUCUUUUUGAAUAAAAGAGUUGUUAUUAUUUUUUGUAUAAUGUGUAAAUAAAACAUUUUCCAGAUGA